UAGGUACCAAACAAGGGAGCUCAACAAACGGGAAGGCAACUGGGGAGGGAGCAGAGACCAAGGAUUACCCAUAUUGGUCCAACUCUUUUUCAGACAAUUUAUGCCAGCAUCCUGUGUGUCUGAUUGGCUCCCCGGCUCAAUUCCGCUGGGAGUCGCAUCCUACCUGGCUGGGAGGUGUACUGCCCUGCCACACUCAUCCCCACCGUACUCUCCUGGAUGGUGCUGAGGUGGGAGAAAAAGUCCUAGCUUGGAGAACUGAGCGGAGAAAGCGAUCCUGAUGGGUUCUUGGAAAGCUUUUCUCUUCUCUCCUUUUCUUCUGUGGAGUCAAAGUAGAGUGGUGAGGCUCAUGUUCUUGUUACUGACCCUGCAUCUGGGAAACUGUGUUGAUAAAGUGGAUGACGAAGAUGAUGAGGAUUUAACAGUGAACAAAACCUGGGUCUUGGCACCAAGGAUUCAUGAAGGAGAUAUAACACAAAUUCUCAACUCAUUGCUUCAAGGCUAUGACAAUAAACUUCGCCCAGAUAUAGGAGUGAGGCCCACUGUAAUUGAAACUGAUGUUUAUGUAAACAGCAUUGGACCAGUUGAUCCCAUAAAUAUGGAAUACACAAUAGAUAUAAUUUUUGCCCAAACCUGGUUUGACAGUCGUUUAAAAUUCAACAGUACCAUGAAAGUGCUUAUGCUUAACAGCAAUAUGGUAGGGAAAAUUUGGAUUCCUGACACAUUCUUCAGAAACUCAAGAAAAUCUGAUGCACAUUGGAUAACAACUCCUAAUCGUCUACUUCGAAUUUGGAAUGAUGGACGAGUUCUAUAUACUCUAAGAUUGACAAUUAAUGCAGAAUGUUACCUUCAGCUUCAUAACUUUCCCAUGGAUGAACAUUCCUGUCCACUGGAAUUUUCAAGCUAUGGGUACCCUAAAAAUGAAAUUGAGUAUAAGUGGAAAAAACCUUCUGUAGAAGUGGCUGAUCCUAAAUACUGGAGAUUAUAUCAGUUUGCAUUUGUAGGGUUACGGAACUCAACUGAAAUUUCUCACACAAUCUCUGGGGAUUAUGUUAUCAUGACAAUUUUUUUUGACCUGAGCAGACGAAUGGGAUAUUUCACUAUUCAAACCUACAUUCCAUGUAUCCUGACCGUUGUUCUUUCUUGGGUGUCUUUUUGGAUCAAUAAAGAUGCAGUACCAGCAAGAACAUCACUUGCCUUGAUGGAAUAUGGCACUUUGCAUUAUUUUACCAGCAACAAAAAAGUAAAGACUACUAGAGACAAAAAGCUAAAGAAUAAAAGCUCGAUGUCCCCUGGACUCCAUCCUGGAUCCACUCUGAUUCCAAUGAAUAACAUUUCUCUGCCCCAUGGAGAAGAGGAUUAUGGGUAUCAGUGUUUGGAGGGCAAAGAUUGUGCCAGCUUCUUCUGUUGCUUUGAAGACUGCAGAACAGGGUCAUGGAGGGAAGGAAGGAUACACAUACGCAUUGCUAAAAUUGACUCCUAUUCUCGAAUAUUUUCCCAACAGCUUUUGCCCUGUUCAACCUGGUUUAUUGGGUUGGCUAUCUUUACUUAUAAGUUCUAUUUACCAGGCAAAAAUCGUAAGAAGUUUAACUAAAGCCAAUAUAAUCUAUUGCAUUUCAGUAAUAUGAAGUUUAAAUUUAAAAUGCAGAGAAACCAAUGGUUAAAAUGUAAAAGCAUUGUAACUAUUCUACCGACUCAUAGGUAAAUAAAGCAGCAGCUUUCAUUUUAAUUUACUUAAAUAUAUGUAAAAGAGAUUAGUUGCAGAAUUAAGUAUAGUAAAAUACUAUUAUAUAUUUUACUUUAAUCUUAUUUAUUUUAUUUGUAUCCCAUUAGGAUUUUGAAUUCAUAAGUUCCAUGAUUCAUAUUUUAAAGAUGGAAUAAUUUAAUAACUUUAAUAAUAUUUUAUUUAAAUAUAAUCUAUCAUUGUUUGUAAUGGGAACUUAACCUCCUGCCUAAUGUUAUGUAGUAAUUUUUUGUUUAGAAAAUGUUGUUAUUUUGAUUUUUUUUCUUAGUUUUUAUUUGUAUGCCCUGUUUGGAAUAGAGCUAAUUAAAACCAUAAAGCCAAGAUUUCCUGGCAUUUAUAUCCAGAUAUUUUACUCCCAAGAACAAAUUAAAUUAGAAUAAAAGACCAAUUAUUACCUUAUUAAAA
Lutra lutra (Eurasian river otter) is the source of this 2146-nucleotide messenger RNA. It is a transcript of the gene GABRG1, whose product is annotated as gamma-aminobutyric acid type A receptor subunit gamma1. Bases 278 to 1591 code for a protein of 437 amino acids. The transcript has 10 exons. Gene Ontology annotation, biological process: regulation of postsynaptic membrane potential; synaptic transmission, GABAergic; signal transduction. Lineage: Eukaryota; Metazoa; Chordata; Mammalia; Carnivora; Mustelidae. The record is from RefSeq and is a predicted model, not a curated record. Gene Ontology annotation, molecular function: GABA-A receptor activity; benzodiazepine receptor activity; transmitter-gated monoatomic ion channel activity involved in regulation of postsynaptic membrane potential. Gene Ontology annotation, cellular component: GABA-A receptor complex; synapse; dendrite membrane.